AUUUACGUCACCACCCGAUACUUCAGUAUACAGUGUGACGUUCAAUAAUCUCGCCGUUUCCACGGCGCGUUACUAAGGUAAAGGAGUCGCGCUUUGUUGUCGUGUUCCCUAAACGAACCAAUCCCUGCAGCCUUCAUUCGGCGCGAAUAGAGGAAGUUCUGAGAGAAUGGUGCGGAGAGUGUGACAGGCAGCAAGAACUCAGCAUGGCUGCUCUGCCGCAAAAUAAUCUCCAGAAGCAACUGGAACUCUUCUCUGCAAAGGGGACUGCCAACAAGCUUUCUCUUCAGAAACCUAAAUCCAGUGUUUUUACCUUUAAAAAGAAGUGGUCUCCAAACAGCUCAGUGUCGACUGGUAUUGUUCCAGUUCAGCAACAUGUUGUUUUAAAGGACAAUAAUGUAAAUGUCAAACACGGUGACAACCAAACAAACCUCACCGCAUUGCCUAAAGCUACAGAACGCAAUAAAAUAAAUGGGUUUUUCACUCCGGUCUACACAAAGUCUGCACAGUUUUCACAGGCAGUGGCAAUCAAGGACCAUGCACAUAGUAAUGAUUCUGCAAACAUGCACCCAAGAGCAGAGGAGGCUGCUUCCAAGAAAAUAGGGAUUGAUACUUCUUUCGAUUCUGUUACCAGCUUGGAGAAAUGGAAUGAUCUUGAUGAUUUUGACACAUCUGUGUCUCCUCCCAAGAGCCAUGCUGCAAAAACUGGAAAAACACCUAAAAAAUGCAAGAACACAUCUCCUGUUACUUUUUCUAAAAUUCAAAGUAUAAGCCCUAAAGGGCCAACCACUGAAAAGCAGGACUGUGCCAAGAAACCAUAUGAGAAUAAUGAGGUGGCUUCUGAGCCACAAAAAAACUUGCACGCUCAAACAACAGAAUCGGCGGACCAAUCAUUAUUAUGUCUUGCAUCUAUGGAACCUACAAGUUUAGGUAGUGUAGAGAGAGACAUGUGUAGGAACACUGAUUAUAUAGGAACUGAUGACCUAGAACACAAUCAAGAGACACUUUCACAGGCACUUAUUGAAGAAGAAGACUUUGAUCCUGAUUUUAUUCCCCCAUCCCCAUCAGAUGAAAGUCUGUCUUCUCCUCCAGUUUUAAGAGUUAUCAGUGCACAAAGAAAACACAAAGUCUCCUCUGUGACAGAUGUAAAUGACUGUGAGAAUACAACUGAUCACCUGCAGGACCAUGGUGUCUCAUCUUCACUUGACUCCAAAGUGCCUUCUCAACUUUUGAGUGUGAUGCUUGAAAUAUGUGACUUGGUUGACAAGAUUCCAAUAUCAGAGCUACAUGUGCUGUCUUGUGGGAUGGACCUUAAGAAGAAAAGAGACAUGCGGAAGCACCUCUUGUCAAAUGACUCUGUGUUUAUAUCAUCUCCUGCUGACAGCUCAACAGUAUCUUUGACUUCCUGUCAAUCAUUAUCCCAGAAUAGGGAAUUUAAUUUUGGUGCCUCCAAGGGUGCAGAGAAUCUCUCAGGAUCUUCUUUAAACAAAGUCUUUAAAUUUAAUAAAUUGGCUGCAGACAAGUUUAGCGCAAAGGGAAGUGAUACUACCGCUAAUCCUGCCCAGAAUUUCAAGGAGAAGAUGGAGAACAAAACCUCCUUAUCUUUUCAGGCAGGAGGAGAUUCAGUGAUGGAAAACUCCUUCAAUUUCCAGAGCAAUAUUCUCAGCCAAUUUAAUACUCCGCAAAAUGAGAAACCUGUUUCAUCUAGCACCUGCGCCAGACCCGUUUGUCAGCCCAUGGAUGACAUGGAUAACCCUGAUCUUGACUUUGAUAUUGAUAAUUUUGAUAUUGAGGACUUUGAUGAUGUUCAUUGCUUGGAUAGCCCUGCAGCAACUUCAGUUCCCAGCAGUCAUGCUCCACAGUAUCCAACAAUACGGGAGACACAGCUAGACUCCAGAAACAAAGAGCACUGUAAAAACACUGGUGAUAAUGCAUCAAAUCCAUCUGGGUUGUCAGACUCUCUACUGAAGCCACAGAUGGAGAACCCAGCCCAUGAACGAUUCAGAAGCUUUAACUUUCCUUUCUCCAAGGAAAUGAUGAAGAUUUUCCACAAGAAAUUUGGUUUGCAUCGGUUCAGGAACAACCAGCUAGAAGCCAUCAAUGCAUCCUUGUGUGGGGAAGACUCCUUCAUUCUUAUGCCAACAGGUGGUGGAAAAAGUCUGUGCUACCAACUCCCAGGCUGUGUAUCCCCAGGAGUUACAAUUGUCAUCUCUCCUCUCCGGUCUCUGAUUGUAGACCAGGUUCAAAAGCUCACCUCUUUGGAUAUUCCAGCUACAUAUCUCACUGGAGAUAAGACAGAUGCUGAAGCUGCUAGUAUUUAUUUGCAACUCUCUAAGAAAGAUCCCAUUAUAAAACUUCUCUAUGUCACUCCAGAAAAGGUCUGUGCAAGUACCAGGCUAAUAUCCACCAUGGAAAAUCUAUAUGAGCGUCAGUUACUGGCUCGAUUUGUCAUUGAUGAGGCUCACUGUGUCAGUCAGUGGGGCCAUGAUUUCCGGCCAGACUACAAGCGCCUAAAUAUGCUGCGCCAGAAGUUCCAGUCUGUACCUAUGAUGGCUCUCACAGCAACUGCAAACCCCCGUGUACAGAAGGACAUUCUUAAUCAACUAAAGAUGACCAAACCUCAAAUAUUUACAAUGAGCUUUAACCGAGACAACCUAAAAUAUGAAGUCCUUCCAAAAAGACCCAAGAGGGUAGCAUUGGACUGCGUUGAGUGGAUCAAGAAAUAUCAUCCAAAUAAUUCCGGAAUCAUUUAUUGUCUGUCUCGGCAUGAGUGUGAUACAGUGGCAGAUACUCUGCAGAAGGAGGGCCUCGCUGCUCUUGCAUAUCAUGCAGGACUUGCUGACUCCAACAGAGAUUAUGUACAGCAGAAGUGGAUAAACCAAGAUGGUUGCCAGGUAAUCUGUGCUACCAUUGCCUUUGGAAUGGGAAUAGAUAAGCCAGAUGUGAGGUAUGUCAUUCAUGCUACUCUGCCAAAGUCUGUGGAGGGAUAUUACCAGGAGUCGGGUAGAGCUGGCCGAGAUGGUGAGACCUCGCACUGCCUCCUAUUCUACAGCUACAAUGAUGUAACAAGAAUCCGUAGGCUUAUACAAAUGGAGAAAGAUGGAAACAUGCAUACGAAACAGACCCAUUUUAACAACCUAUACAGUAUGGUCCACUACUGUGAAAAUGUGGUGGAAUGUCGCAGGAUGCAGCUUCUGGCUUAUUUUGGUGAAAAUAACUUCAAUCCAAACUUCUGCAAAGAGCACACACGAGUUGCUUGUGAUAACUGCCUUGGGAAGAAGGACUACAAAUCCAGAGAUGCGACGGAUGAUGUGAGAAACAUUGUGAGAUUUGUGCAAGAUAAUUGCUCCUCAGUAUCGGGGCGUGGAAGGGGAAGAAGCAACAACAGUCGAUUGACCCUUAACAUGAUGGUAGAAAUAUUCCUAGGCACUAAGUCUGCAAAAGUCCAGGAUGGGUUAUUUGGGAAAGGAGCUGCUUAUACACGACACAAUGCAGAACGUCUCUUUCGGAAGUUAGUCCUGGACAGGAUAAUAGAUGAAGAGCUUUACAUUACUGCCAAUGAACAGGCUGUGGCGUACGUAAAAAUGGGAGAGCGGGCACAAGCUGUGCUAAAUGGAUUCUUAAAGGUUGAGUUCCAAGACACAGAUAAUGCCAGCAGCCUCAGAAAACAAAAGGCAUCAGUUGUUACCAACACUUCCCGAAGGGAAGAAAUGGUCACAAAGUGCCAAGCAGAGCUCUCAGAACUCUGCAAACGAUUGGGCAAAGUAUUUGGCGUUCAUUACUUCAAUAUCUUCAACACUGCCACAAUACGGAGAAUUGCAGAGUCACUAUCUGCUGAGCCUGAUGUUUUACUUCAGAUUGAUGGCGUUACAGAGGAUAAGUUGGAGAAAUAUGGUGCAGAACUAAUCGAAGUUUUACAGAAAUAUUCUGAAUGGACUCUUCCAGUGGAAGAGGUUUGCCAAAAAUCAGCUGGGCCUGCUAAUUUCUCUGCAAAGAAAUAUAAUACCGAUGAUGAUAAUGAGAGUUGCGAAACAUCCUCUUACUUCAACUCCAACAGCAAUAAAGGUACAAAACGGAAGAAUGCCCCAUCCUUUAGGAAGUCCAAAAAACGAAAGACUGGAGGAGAUGGUCCGCAGUCCCGUUCCAAGAAUGGGAAUAGUUCAUACGCUAGAAAUAAUUAUUCUGCCAAAACAUCUAGUAGCAACAUCGGUGGUUCAAGGACAGGAGCUGACAAAAGACCUGGGUUUAUGGCACCACCAAUGCCUCAGACCAACAGACACUUCCUUAAACCAUCCUACUCUCUGUUUUGACCCUCCAUGUUAUCUUGGACUGACAAAACUAUCUGUAUAUUAUGUAUAAUAUAGAAGUAUAUAUAUUUGUUGGAUUUCUGUUUUUUAAUCGGAAGAAUUUAUAGUUAUAAAUAAAUAAGCAGUAACUUGUU
This is a messenger RNA of Xenopus laevis (African clawed frog), 4438 nucleotides long. RefSeq names its product Bloom syndrome RecQ like helicase L homeolog (gene blm.L). Gene Ontology annotation, molecular function: DNA binding; helicase activity; 3'-5' DNA helicase activity. The transcript is spliced from 22 exons. Gene Ontology annotation, cellular component: cytoplasm; chromosome; nucleus. Bases 204 to 4307 code for a protein of 1367 amino acids. Gene Ontology annotation, biological process: telomere maintenance; DNA recombination; DNA repair. The record is from RefSeq and is a predicted model, not a curated record. NCBI's taxonomy places the organism in Eukaryota, Metazoa, Chordata, Amphibia, Anura, Pipidae.